CUUGCAGGGACUGGGUGCCCAAGGUUUUAAGAACAGCUUUUGACAGAAGUGGCAAGUUUUUACUCCUGGUACCACUAUAAAGGAUCAACUUCCUGGCUUGCAUCAGGAAAACAGUAAGCAAGUAUGCACCCCGACCUUUCGCCACACCUGCAUUCAGAGGAGUGUAACAUUCUCAUUGAACGUCUCAAGCAGUGCCAUAAAGAACAUAGCUUCAUGAAGUUUCUGGGAAAAUGUAAUGACAUAGACCGAGAGAUGAGACAUUGCUUAAGUGCAGAGCUGGAAUCCAAGAGAGCCAAAAGCAGAGCGCAUGCUGCAAGGAUACAAAAGCGACUUAGUGAGACUUCUGAGUGACUUUCCCCUUGAGAUGUGCAUCCAAACCUGGACUGUGAACUGAUUUCAAAACACUCUGGGGCACAGGACAUUCACAGAAGCUGCUGUCGUGUACCUUUCUUGUUUGCCAGCUCAUGAAAUGACUCCAAUUUUCAUUAAUUAUACCCAACUUCAUUGCUGUAUCCUCACUGGAUUGUUACAAUACUUGAGAGCUAAUGAUGAUUAAACUCUAUAAACUUUA
Pristis pectinata (smalltooth sawfish) is the source of this 571-nucleotide messenger RNA. It is a transcript of the gene cmc2, whose product is annotated as C-x(9)-C motif containing 2. NCBI's taxonomy places the organism in Eukaryota, Metazoa, Chordata, Chondrichthyes, Rhinopristiformes, Pristidae. The record is from RefSeq and is a predicted model, not a curated record. Bases 124 to 351 code for a protein of 75 amino acids. The transcript has 4 exons. Gene Ontology annotation, cellular component: mitochondrion.